AUGAUCAAAGCCAUUGCUAGACUCCGGCGUCUUGUAAGAGAGGGUGCUACAAAGAGUGUGGAAGUUGAGGAAGCGGUGGGAAUAGUGGAAUAUGAGAGCACAGAGGGAGCCCUAAGUGUGAAGGAAGAUAACAGAAGAGGGGAAGAUGAGAGAACAGAGGAAGCCAUCAGAGCAGACUCAGAGGAAGAUGAGAGAACAGAGGAAGCCAUGAGAGCAGACUCAGAGGAAGAUAAGAGAACAGAGGAAGCCAUGAGAGCAGACUCUGAGGAAGAUCAGAGAACAGAGGAAGCCAUGAGAGCAGACUCAGAGGAAGAUGAAGAAGAGACUGUUGUGUCAAAUGAUCCUGGGGCCAUCGUUCACCGGAAUCCACGCUCAUCGAAAUGGGACUACCAGCGGCUACUACAGGAGCUGGAGAGCGCGUACGGCCCUUCCUCCGAUCAUGCGGCAGCGGUUGCAGUGGAACUGAGGCAGAGAAUACGCCAGGCUGGCAGACAUACGACGGUCUUAGCUCUUGGGAAUAUUCAUUUGGAUCAAGUCAACGAACAUGGAUAUUACAAUACGAAAGGACAAUGA
Knipowitschia caucasica is the source of this 573-nucleotide messenger RNA. NCBI's taxonomy places the organism in Eukaryota, Metazoa, Chordata, Actinopteri, Gobiiformes, Gobiidae. The record is from the annotation of a GenBank genome assembly.